AUGGCCACCCGCCGCCUCGCUAUCGUCACUGGCUCCAACCAGGGCAUCGGGCUCGAGGCAGUCAAGCAGCUCGCGGCAGCCGGCCUCGACGUCAUCCUCACCUCGCGGUCGGAGGAGAAGGGCCGGGCGGCGGCGGAGGAAGCUUCUGCGGCGGCGUGUUCGGCCGACGCUCCCGGCAGCAUCACCGCGCUGCAGCUGGACAUUACCGACACCUCGUCGGUGGCGGCCUUUACCGCGGCGGUGGAGCAGCUCGGCCGGCCGGUCGACGUGCUGGUCAACAACGCGGGGAUGGCCUACAAGGGCGAUGCCUUUGGCCCCGACGAAGCCGCCGCUACCCUCGCCGUCAACCUGUACGGGACCAAGGCGCUGACCGACGCCGUCCGCCCGCUGCUCGCGCCGGCCUCGGCACGCAUCAUCAACGUCGCCUCGCGAGCCGGUCGCAUCUCGCAGACCUCGGGUGACGUCCGCGCUACCCUCGAGGCCGACGAUCUGACAUGGGACGCCCUCCACGCCCUCGCCCAGGGCUUUGUCACCGCCAUCGCCACCGGCAACCACAAGGAGCUCGGCUACUCGGGCUCCAUGUACGGUAUGUCCAAGGCCUGCGAGAUCGCCUACUCUCGCAUCCUCGCUCGCGAGCUCGACGGCAACGUCACCGUCGUCUGGAUGUGCCCGGGCUACUGCUCCACCUCGAUGUCCUCGUACCGCGGGACAAAGUCGGCAGCCGAAGGCGCAGACACCAUCACCUGGCUUGCCACCGUCGACCCGGCGCCGGCCUCGGCCACUUUCUACGCCGAGCGCACCGCCAUCACCUGGGAUACCAAGUUGUAG
Molecule: messenger RNA, 828 nt
Organism: Thecamonas trahens ATCC 50062
Lineage: Eukaryota; Apusomonadida; Apusomonadidae
Product: short chain dehydrogenase/reductase
Exons: 1
Coding region: 1-828 (275 amino acids)
Molecular function (GO): oxidoreductase activity
Source: RefSeq, a predicted model, not a curated record